AUGGAAAGCUGGGGAAUUGUGCUGUUCGACGAGCAGAAAUUCAUAUGCGACAAUAGCGUUCAACGUAUCAUGUCUAGGCACAGAAAUCUCCUUGUAAACGCGCAUGAAAUCGCUCACAUGUGGGCCGGCAACUUAGUUGGAAUUGAAGAUUGGCGAAACCUGUGGAUAAAGGAAGGCUUGGCAACUUAUUUCGCCUACAAGACUUUGAAGGCCAUUCCCGACCUGGCACCCUAUGCUGUGAGUAACGCCAGUAGUAGCUCAGACAUUUAA
Messenger RNA from Soboliphyme baturini, 270 nucleotides. Lineage: Eukaryota; Metazoa; Nematoda; Enoplea; Dioctophymatida; Soboliphymatidae. The record is from the annotation of a GenBank genome assembly.